ACCGGUGGGAUAGAGUCACAGCGACGGCAGACCCCUCCACGCUGAAUUUCCCUGUUAGAAGUGCGAAAACGCUGCGAAUUGGAAGCCCCUCACCAUGCCCACCAUCUCGGUCGACAAGGCCGCGCUCUUCCAGGAGCUCGGGCGGGAAUACACCACCGAGGAGUUUGACGAGUUGUGUUUCGAGUUUGGCAUUGAGCUCGAUGAAGACACCACCAACUCGGACCGACCAAUCGUCGACGGAAAGCAGGAGCCGCCUCAGCUCAAGAUCGAGAUUCCGGCUAACCGAUAUGACUUGCUGUGCUUUGAGGGAAUUGCGCUUGCGCUGAACAUCUUCCUGGGUCGCAAGCCUAUUCCUAACUACAAGUUGGUUGAGCCUUCGACCGGAAUUCAGACGCUUACUGUCAAGGAGGACACCACAAAGAUCAGGCCGUAUGUCUCUGGAGCUAUUCUGCGAAACAUCAAAUUCGACCAGGCUCGGUACGAAUCCUUCAUCGCGCUGCAAGACAAGCUCCACCAAAACCUGGCGAGACAAAGAACACUUGUGGCUAUUGGUACCCAUGACUUGGAUACCAUUAAAGGGCCUUUCACCUACGAAGCCCUUCCCCCGAAGGACAUUAAGUUUGUUCCUUUGAACCAGACCAAGGAAAUGAAUGCAGAGGAAAUGAUGGGUUUUUAUGAGAAAGACAAGAACCUGGGCAAAUACCUCCACAUCAUCCGCGAUUCCCCAGUUUACCCGGUCAUCUAUGACUCUAACAGAACUGUUUGCUCUAUGCCACCUAUCAUCAACGGUGACCACUCAAAGAUCAAACUCACCACCACUAAUGUCUUCAUUGAAAUGACUGGAACUGAUAAGACAAAGCUCGAGAUCGUGAACAGAAUGAUGGUUUCCAUGUUCUCGCAAUAUACAUUGGAGCCAUUCACCAUCGAGCCUAUCAAGAUUAUCUCCGAGCACAACAAUGAGACCAGAGUUGUCCCCGACAUUGCGUCCCGGACAACUCAAGCAGAGGUCUCUUAUAUCAAUGAGUGCUGCGGACUGAACCUUUCCCCCGCUGAGAUUUGCGAAUACCUGAAGAAGAUGGCCUACCACGCCAGGCCCUCCGCCGACCCAAAUCUUAUCGAUGUAGACAUCCCUCCAACUCGCGCAGAUGUCCUUCACCAGGCGGAUAUCAUGGAAGAUGUCGCUGUUGCUUACGGUUUCAACUCGCUCCCGCGCUCUUUCCCAAGCAAGUCUGGCACUGUUGCCCAGCCCUUGCCCAUCAACAAGCUUUCCGAUAUUGUGCGAACGGAAGCCGCAAUGGCGGGCUGGUCUGAGGUGUUGCCUCUGAUCCUCUGCUCGCACGACGAGAACUUCGCCUGGCUGAACCGCAAGGAUGACGGGAACACUGCAGUCAGACUGGCCAACCCCAAGACCCAGGAGUUCCAGGUCGUCCGCACUAGUCUCCUGCCCGGUCUUCUGAAGACCAUCCGAGAAAACAAACACCACACAGUCCCCAUGAAGAUCUUCGAAGUAAGUGAUGUAGCUCUGAAGGACUUGGAGCUGGAGCGUAAGAGCCGCAACGAGAGACGUUUUGCGGCCGCAUGGUAUGGAAAGACCAGUGGAUUCGAGGUUGUUCACGGUCUCAUGGACCGCAUCAUGGCCAUGCUCAAGAGUGCUUUCAUCACUGGCGAGGAAGGUCUCGAGAACCAGGCCAUGAACGACUCACAAUACUGGAUUGAGGAACUCGAUGAACCCACUUACUUCCCCGGUCACGCCGCCUCGAUUUACGUUCGCAUUGCUGGAAAGGAACAUAAGAUUGGCGCCUUCGGUAUCCUGCAUCCCACAGUGCUGGAAAACUAUGAGCUGAAGUACCCCGUCAGCACGCUGGAGAUCAACAUCGAAGCUUUCCUAUAAGCGGGAGUAAAUUUUGUUUGGUCACAUGAUAUACAUGCUCUACAUAUAGAUGAUGCCAUGAACCAGAGAGUCUUAAGAUGAAGAUAAAAUAAAAAAUGAAAUUCGAUUCGUUAGUUUUACAUACAUA
Molecule: messenger RNA, 2018 nt
Organism: Aspergillus wentii DTO 134E9
Lineage: Eukaryota; Fungi; Ascomycota; Eurotiomycetes; Eurotiales; Aspergillaceae
Product: phenylalanine--tRNA ligase subunit beta
Exons: 10
Coding region: 95-1891 (598 amino acids)
Biological process (GO): phenylalanyl-tRNA aminoacylation
Cellular component (GO): phenylalanine-tRNA ligase complex; cytoplasm
Molecular function (GO): ATP binding; RNA binding; magnesium ion binding
Source: RefSeq, a predicted model, not a curated record